GCCUUGGCCGAUGUGCACUGCCAGGUGUUUCUGGUUUCAUAUCUGCUUCACGAAUUCAUCUUGUUUAUGGACUGUAUAAACCUUACUUUGUGUGCAAAUAUAAUUUCGAUUAUGGCUGAAGCUCUGUGGCAACAAACACACGUUGCACUUGGAUGAGUUUUAAUUGUUUUGUUUACAAAAACAUUGGUAUACGAAACCGGUUUUAUUUCAUAUGAUCCGGAAAACAUGCUCUGAAAGCAACAUUUCGACAUAUCUGGACAGAACGUUGAGAAGACAAAGUGUGGAUGUUUCUAGAAACCUGAAGUCAUCAUGUUGAAUAACAAAGACGCUCGUCGAGCACAACUAGCUGCCAUGCUGCCACUUCCGGCAUGUUUGCCCGAUGGCCGUCACGUGCUAGUCAGUUACAUGACCGGAUGUCAACUUACAGAAACAUACGACAUGAUUCAGACAUGCGCUGAACAAAGUGAUGGUUUCGGACUCGAUGAGUUCCGAAAUGAAGAUGAGUUCCGGAAUGAGGUAGGAACCUCGGACUGUUUCGCGAUUGUCGGAAAGGAAUCGGGAAAUAUGUUAGCGGCUUUCAUUCUGACUGUAAGUAGAUUUUACAGAGGGUCAUCUGGUGCAGUUGACCCAUACAUACUUGUGCAUCCGUCAGAACGGAGGAAAGGAAUUGGCCUUUUUUGUCUACAGACAAUUGUUGAGUUUUCACAAAGACUUGGCUUUGACGCCAUGUAUAUUGACACGUUCUGCAACAACGAAGCAAUGAAGAAGAUCUUAGACACUGUUGGUGGUUUCACACGAGUGGGUUAUCUCCCCCUUGGUGGACGGCUGAUGAAUGGAAUGGUCGUAGGAUCUUUUAUAUAUUAUCGUUCCUUACUGAACAACUGUGGCAUUGGUAGUGAGUGGCAUCAAAUCACAAACAAUAACAAUGCUGAUUGAGUUUAUACCUCUAUGAAUGCCAUGUCAGGUAUCUGUAAUUCGCUUUGACUUGUGAAAUGAAUUCUUUCAGGUAAAAUUGGAUAUAUAUAUAUAAGUAUUCAACAUCGGAGCAAUCGUGAAAAUUAUAUUCUUAUUCAAUAUCCAACAUCGCUAUUUUUACUUUCCAUUAGAGCAGCAAAAUUACCUACAUCUGUAAUUUGUCACGGGAAACUACUAAAAACAUUGAU
Ylistrum balloti is the source of this 1163-nucleotide messenger RNA. RefSeq lists its product as uncharacterized. The record is from RefSeq and is a predicted model, not a curated record. The transcript is spliced from 2 exons. Gene Ontology annotation, molecular function: acyltransferase activity, transferring groups other than amino-acyl groups. The coding region runs from base 310 to 936 and encodes 208 amino acids. NCBI's taxonomy places the organism in Eukaryota, Metazoa, Mollusca, Bivalvia, Pectinida, Pectinidae.